GAGGCUAACAUUCGUGUGUGGAGUGGGAGAGGAGACUAGACUCUGACGACGAGCACAACGUAUUCAGCAGUGUUCAGCGAAGAAUCCAGUCAUGACAGCUCUCGUGGACAUUCGUGCAGCUCCAUUGGCGGUGUCGUCGCGGGGGCGCUUUGUCCGGCAGCAAGCGGCCACUCGCUCACCGCUGGUAGCCCAGCCGCUUCUCGUCCCGCGCGUCACCCCUUGGGGCCGCGUCCCAUGCCCCCGCCGUCCGUCGCUGCACCGUUCCCUGCGCGCCAUGGCCGGCCAGUCCCCCCAGGGCGGUCGGCAGCCGUGGGACCUGGGGCGCUUCGCGCGCACCGUGCUCUUCUUCAACGAGCCGCCGUCCCUCGACUCCCUCCUCACGUCGCUGGUCAGUGCGCUCACAGGCGCCUCCUCGUCCCCCGCGCCAGUGGCCGCAGCGGGGAGGGCCAGACAGGAGGGGGAGCAGCUGGUGCUGGUGGUGGGGGCGACGGGGGGAGUGGGCAGGCGCGUCGUGGAGCAGCUGAGGGCGCAGGGGGUGCCUGUGCGCGCGCUGGUGCGCAACUUGGAGAAGGCGCGCAGAUUGUUGGGGGAAGACGUUGAUGUGGUGGCGGCAGACGUGACUCAGAUGGCCACGUUGCAGCCGGCGUUCUUCAGGGGCGUCACGGCGGUGGUCAAUGCGUGCGCCGUCACCGUGGGGCCCAAGGAGGGCGACACUGCGGACCGCCAAAAAUAUUAUCAGGGCAUCAAGUUCUACGACCCCCAGAUCAUUGGCAACACGCCCGAGGCCGUGGAGUGCACGGGUGUGGCCAACCUGCUCGCCAGGCUGCGCCCCCAACUCGCCACUGCUGCUGGCUGCCACACCAUCUUCUCCCUCACCGACAGUGGGGAGCCAGUGGGGGCGCUGUGGGGCGCACUGGAUGACGUGGUGAUGGGGGGGGUGAGUGAGAGCGCGCUGCAGUACGACAAGAUGGCAGGGGAGGGAGGGCUGCCAGCUGCUCUCUUCAGAGGCGUGGUGUCCACUGCCAACAGUGGUGGCUUUGUCAGUGUGCGCACCAAGAACCUUGCGCCUGCUCUGGAUCUGUCAGCGCAUGAAGGGUUGGAGGUACGCGUGCGGGGAGAUGGGCAGCGAUACAAGCUGAUCGUGCGCACCACAGCCGCUUGGGACGCCCUGGGCUACACCGCCAGCUUCGACACCCUCGCAGGCGCCUGGCACACGGUGCGCCUGCCCUUCUCGUCCUUUGCACCUGUUUUCCGUGCGCGCACUGUGCCGGGAGCUCCACCGCUCGACACUUCCAAUGUUGCGUCACUGCAGCUGAUGCUGAGCAAGUUUGAGUAUGACGGUCGCCUCAACCCCUCCUUCACACCGGGCCCAUUCACCCUGCCUCUCACCUCCAUCGCUGCCUAUCCAUUAGAUCCCUUACCACUGCCCAGGAUUGUGCACGUGGGGUCGGCGGGUGUGACGCGCCCCAAGCGUCCAGGGCUGGAUCUGUCUCGGCAGCCGCCAGCGGUGCGCAUGAACGAUGAGCUGGGGGGCAUCCUCACGUGGAAGCUGCGCGGCGAGGACCUUGUGCGCGGCAGCGGGUUGCCCUUCACCGUGGUGCGCCCAUGCGCACUCACAGAGGAGCCAGUGGGCGCGCCACUGCUCUUCGACCAGGGUGACAACAUCACGGGCAAGAUUGGAAGGGCGGAGGUGGCUCGCAUCUGUGUGGCGGCUUUGUCAUCACCAGCUGCUGCCAACAAGACUUUUGAGGUGAAGAGCACAGUGCCGUUCAGUGAGCCAUUCACGGUGGACCCCAAUGACCCACCCAUGCCCUGCGACACUGAGCCCUUCUUCGCAGCACUGCAACCUGGCAUCACUGGGAAAGAGCUGCUGGAGGAAGAUGCCGCAGUGUGAGUUGCGGUGGGUGGGUGACUGUCUCAGAAAAACGCAAUGACUAGAAUGAGGCAUACAGGCUGGUUUUGUGCUAUGGUGCUGUCUAGCCUAAAAUAAUACAGAAAUAUGUUGACACACCCCCUAGGCUAACAAUGGGCAGUGCUUGACAAGAGACAUGCAGCUCAGGGCGGCA
This is a messenger RNA of Closterium sp. NIES-67, 2066 nucleotides long. The record is from the annotation of a GenBank genome assembly. NCBI's taxonomy places the organism in Eukaryota, Viridiplantae, Streptophyta, Zygnematophyceae, Desmidiales, Closteriaceae.